Molecule: messenger RNA, 822 nt
Organism: Habropoda laboriosa
Lineage: Eukaryota; Metazoa; Arthropoda; Insecta; Hymenoptera; Apidae
Product: transmembrane protein 208
Exons: 5
Coding region: 166-681 (171 amino acids)
Biological process (GO): vacuolar protein processing
Cellular component (GO): intracellular membrane-bounded organelle
Source: RefSeq, a predicted model, not a curated record
UUAACCUAGAGACUUUUUCGAUAUGACAUCUUUCACGUGGCUUCGACAGAACCUACGUGUUUUUGAAUACUUACAAGGUUAAGUGUGUGUCAUGUAUUGAUUAUUAACUAGAUAUUAAUUACUUGGAUGUAUUAAAUAUCUUUUGCAUUACAAUUUAUCAACAAAAUGACGACUAAGAAAACUAAAGUAGCAACAAAAGGGGCAAAACAGAUAGUAGAAGAAAAUGUAACAACAUUGACCUUCUAUCAGAAUAUGAUAAUUGGAGCAAUAGGAAUAUAUUUUACUGUUAUGAUGUUGCUCUUUAACUUUACAACAUUAUCAAUAACGUUAACCAUAUUUUCUGGAAUUGUAUAUAUAGGAAGUUAUCAAUUUAUGAAAUACAUAGCACAUGCAACAUAUGCAGAAUCUGGACAACUUUUAGAUUCUGGAAUUGAUCUUAACAUGGAAGGAGGUAUAGCAGAACAUGUAAAAGAUUUAAUUAUAUUAACUUCAGGAGUACAAGUACUCUCUCUUAUAUCAAAUUAUUUUUGGUUGUUAUGGCUUCUUGUACCAUUGAGAGGAGGUUGGAUGGUAUGGAAACAAAUAUUAGCUCCAUGGUUUUUUGCUCCUGCUCCAGAACAACCUGAGAUUAGUGAGAAGAAACAACGGAAAUUGGAAAAAAAAAUGGCUAGACGGCACUAGUAUUUUGAUCACAUAAUAGUGCAUUCUGAAUCAAUAUUUAAGAAUUUCAUGGGUGUGGGAUAGAGUUGAGCAAGAUUAUGGAAGAAAACUACCUACUACAUGACUUUUGUUUCAGCUUACAUUGUUUCAUAUGCUAUUUAU